GCAACAGGUAUCUAAAGAUUAAGUAUUAGUUUAUGAUCAUAAAGUUCUAUGUUAUCCAAUUUGUAUAUCUUUUUAUUCAACUUUCAAAAUUACAUUAAAUAAAAAAUAUUGUGUUAUUUAAUUAAUAAUGUUUACAUAACUAACACUACUUAUUGUCAAGUUAGAGCAAUCUAUUUAGUUCAAGUAAUUUAAAAUCAUGGCCAUUAUCUUCUUAAUUUAUAUUUUUACGGCAAAUUUAAAUGUCUAUGAAGCAACUCUGCUAAUACCUGUAGUAUCAAGUGAAAUGGAAAAUAAAGCCAUUUACUUAUACCCAGGACAGACUAAAAGUGAAAGAGACUUAAAUAUAUGUGAACAAUAUAGUGUAUGUAACAUUGUUCAUUUAAGAUUUUGGUUUCCCCCUCAAAUUGAACGUUUAUGCAAAUGUCCAAAUCGAGAAGAAUGUCCAUGGAAAUGGAGUACAGACGAUAAACGAACAAUGCUAUUGAAUAAUCGAUCACAACUGAAGUUUUGUGAGCCGGUGUAUGACUUACCGGAUUGCACUAACAAAUUCAGUGAAUCUAUAACAAUUGAAAGACACAAAGAAGAUAAUAACAUCCAGGUCAAAGCUAAAGUACAAUGUUAUUGUCCUCAAAAAACAACUUGGGAACUCAUUAGACAUAAUCAAAAUGAUCAUCAUAAUACAACCAUAGAUAAGAGUUAUAUAAAAGAUAUGUAUAAAUGCAAAAAAUUAAAAGAUUGUAAUGCAAGUGAAUUUUGUGGUUAUAUAAGAACUGAUUACUUCUCAACAUAUACCAAAUGUUCAUGCCCUUAUGGAAACCUAUGUUUGCAUAAAGACAAAAAUGAAAUAUCAGCUUAUGAAAUGUUUUUCCAUGGAAUGUCAUACAGAGCUGAGUGUACACCUUAUCCUCAAACAUAAUAUUGAAGUCUGAUUUUUGUAAUAGAAAUAUACAAUUAAUAACAAAAUAAUUUAUAAAUCAAUUAAAAAUAAAUUAUUUUUAUACGAGUA
Molecule: messenger RNA, 1006 nt
Organism: Daktulosphaira vitifoliae (grape phylloxera)
Lineage: Eukaryota; Metazoa; Arthropoda; Insecta; Hemiptera; Phylloxeridae
Product: kappa-scoloptoxin(11)-Ss1a-like
Exons: 5
Coding region: 197-916 (239 amino acids)
Source: RefSeq, a predicted model, not a curated record